Messenger RNA from Chelmon rostratus (copperband butterflyfish), 3531 nucleotides. Its product is annotated as discoidin, CUB and LCCL domain-containing protein 1. The transcript is spliced from 15 exons. NCBI's taxonomy places the organism in Eukaryota, Metazoa, Chordata, Actinopteri, Chaetodontiformes, Chaetodontidae. Bases 52 to 2031 code for a protein of 659 amino acids. The record is from RefSeq and is a predicted model, not a curated record.
UCGAGCCAUAGGGGCUUGCACCUUACUUUUUCACGGCGAGCUUUGGAAAUCAUGCUUGCAAAAUGCGAAAACAUCCGGGAUGCUGUGAAGUCUCUUAUUACCGGUUUCUGGAUCACUUUUAGCGUCUGUUCCGUAGGGGUUCACGGCCAGGAGGGUAAUGGCUGUGGACAUACAGUACUGGGCACAGAGUCUGGCACGCUGGCCUCUCAGAGCUAUCCGGGCACCUACCCCAGCAACACCUGGUGCAAGUGGAGGCUUCGUGUUCCAGAGGGGCGCACGCUGCGACUCCUGUUUGGGGAUUUUGACGUUGAGAGCAGUCCAGGCUGCAGCAACGGCUCUCUUGUGAUCACAGACAAGAACGGCGACCUCAGUCUGGGUCCAGUGUGUGGGAAGCUUGAUGCAUCCCAGAAGAAUGUGACACUGAACAGCAAUGAAGUGACAAUAAGCUUCAAGUCUGGCCCGCACCGCUCUGGACGAGGGUUUCUACUGUCCUAUGCCACGGACCAGUAUCCAGAUCUCAUUUCUUGUUUACAACGAGGAUCUCAUUUUAGCUCAGAGCAGUUGAGUGUGUACUGUCCUGCUGGAUGUCAGAAUGUCACAGGGGAUGUUUGGGGAAACUCUGAACUGGGUUACAGAGAUACCUCAGUCCUUUGCAAGUCUGCAGUCCACGCUGGAGCUGCGUCUAAUAGUUUGGGAGGUCGUGUCACUGUGAAACGUGGGAGAAGUCUCACACUCUAUGAAUCCACCUUUGCCAAUGGGAUCCUUUCAAAAAUGGGAUCAUUAUCUGAAAAGAAGCUGCUCUUCAGCAAAGAAUGCGACAACUUCCUGAGUGUUUCGGGUUUAAAUGCCUCAUCUUUCUGGGAUAAAAACAGUCAAGAGCAUGCAAUGUUCUGGUCCUCCAGAAACAUGGGUUCCAGCCACGAGUUCCUACCCUGGGCAGCAGGCGGUAAUGAUCCGACCCCGUGGGUGGAGCUGGAGCUGAGUGAUAGAAGCACUAUCACAGGGAUAAUAACAACGGGAACAAAUGAGUACUACAUAGAAUCCUACAUUCUUUUUAUCAGUAAGGACAGAAAAAAUUGGAAGCUUUCCAAAGAUGCUCUCACCAAAGAAAAAAAGGUGUUUCAGGCCUAUACAGAUGGCCACCCCAGGGUUCUCAACAGCUUUUUCCCCCCUGUGGUGGCUCGGUUUGUGCGGCUACAGCCACUGAGCUGGCAUGGCAGAGCCUCCGCCCAGGUCCGAGUCCUGGGCUGUCCUGUUGCAAAGCUAACACCAAGGUUACGCUCAGCUGCUGAAACUCCCACCAUCAAAGUUAACACGCGUACCACAAGCCCCAGCCCCACUCCCACCCCCACAGAGGGCCCUGUGUUAGUGGAAACAAGACUGAGUUCCAGUCAGCCAGUGAUAGUGGCAGUGGGAGUGGUCCUGGCACUGCUAAUGUGUGGCAGUUGUUUGUUGGCUGGAGUCUGGUGGAAGCGAAGGAAAAAAGAUUCACAGAUGAAGUACUCCUUACCCACAAUAGGCUGUCAGAGUUUCCAGGCGAAGAGUCUCUCCUGCCCACAAUCAGAGCUUAUCUCCUACCCUCUGGAGCGAAAUGUCCACGAUGCUCUACCCAGCCCUCCUCUUAAUGACUAUGCUGAGCCUGGUAUUGGAACUAUUGGACAGAAGGUUGGGUCAACAUUUAGACCCUCCUCAGAUGAGGGCUACACCACCCCCUUCACCUUCAACCAUUAUGACACUCCUGGCAACCUGCCAGAGUACGCCGAGCCUCUUCCCCCUGAGCCUGAGUAUGCCACCCCAUUCAGUGAGCAGCCUUCUGAGCCACACGGACCUCCUGUACCAGCACCUAAUAGUGGUACCAGCAAAGCAUCCAGCCACGCUCAGUAUGACUGCCCCUCACACAGGAUGCUCUCCAACGGCUACUGCACUCCUGCUCUACAUGCCAGUGGCCCACGACCUGUCAGUGUGGUCUACGCUGAGCCCAAGUCAUGUGACUUAUUACUACAGAAGCACACAUAUGAGGAGCCGUUGUGAGCACAGCAAGCUCGGACAUGGAGAAUAAAAAGACUCCCCUGAGCUAAAAUAUGUGUUGGGACCAGAGAUCCACUUGGGUUGAUCUCCAGUGGACAGCAAGCUGGACAGUGCUGUCCAGACUGUACUAAUGCUGACAGAGCUGAACGUCCAGUGAGUGAUGUGCCUGAAGUUGAGAAGUCACUUUGGACCACUAUGCAUAUAUAUGAGGACACACCACUCAGAGUACACAAUGAUCUGAGAGCCAUAUGGAUGCAAAGAUCUCCUCCCAGGAAGUAUGUAGUUGUACAUUACAAAUAUCCUGUGAUGCACAAAGAAAAUGCAAGUUCAGUCCUGCCUCAGAGAUACUGUUUAUUGAUGAAAUGUUUAAUCACAAGCUGCACUUUCAGAAAACACAUACAGUGAUGUAUGUCUAUUUAACAGGUUAAUGAAAAAAAACAAAGUGGGUUGAAUGUUACUUGUCCUGACAAAACAUUGUAUUCACAAUGUAUAAUUUCAAAAUGUUAAACAACAUUUAAGAAGCACUAUAAAUGGUACACUGUAACAAAGUGGUUAAGAUUGUCGCUAUGAUUAUGUAUAACCACUAGGUGGCUCUCUUGAGCUUUAAACAUCUAACAACAAUGUACAGUAACAGUUUGUCUGCUGGUUUCCUCACAGAAUUAUCAAUUUUUAACACAUAGUAAAGUAACAAACAUUGGUUUAAAGCAUAUGCUUGAAUUAUAGUGUAACACAGAAAGGCACGCCAGGUAAGGUGAUGUCAUGAUUAGGCUGGAGGACCCUGUGAUUCAACUCACUGCAGUGUCCUUGAGAAAGACACACAUACCUCAACUAAACUCCAGAGCAAGAUUAAUCUUGCUGCCAACGAGUCUGGAAAAGAGAGUUCUUUCUUUCUGAUGGGUUAAGAACAUCACAAAACCAUAACAUUAAAAAACAAUCCCAUUAUGUGGUCUUACUGUAAUACUUACUGUGAACUUUCCCACAAGUAAGAAACACUUAGUAAAGUUAACUCUGUAUUCCAUACUUACUUACUUAUUUACUGCAAAGUCCAUUGGAUUGUCCUUAUUUUUGUAUGGAAAAUAUAGGUCUUAAACAGAUUAAAUAAUUGAAAUAAACUGAUAUGACAUUGCCGCUGUUCAGACUGAUCAUAUUAAAGGAAAAAAUACAAAAAGAUGAAGAAAAUAGAUAGAAAACUGUACUUUGUCCUGUUACAGGGGUCAGAUGGCAGUGGUGGUCCUUCAUAAUAUCUGAAAACGUUACUAAAAGACCAUCAAACGUCAUUUUCCGGGAAUACUUCUGUGGUGUCACAUUUAGUGAUGAGUUUGCUAACCUCCUCCUCUGCUGAAUAAGGCACAAUAAAACAAGUGUAUUAAGAAAAAUACUUCAGGAGUUGGCCUGGUGUGUGAUUGCAGCAGCAAGGUUUUUAAGGUUAUUCUAUGGUUAAGGUUAUUUUAUUAUGCAAUGAAUCUGCAGCAAACUAACUAGGAAACCUCAGUAAUAGAAAAA